Molecule: messenger RNA, 333 nt
Organism: Cooperia oncophora
Lineage: Eukaryota; Metazoa; Nematoda; Chromadorea; Rhabditida; Trichostrongylidae
Source: the annotation of a GenBank genome assembly
AUGGCAACUACUGACAUUGAUACAUCACCUCGAGUUACUGAAGUACUGGGAAGUGCAAGUGACUUGCCACCAGGAAUGAGAAAGAUAUUUCGUGUAAAAGAUAUGCCAAUUUUGGUUAUUAACGAUAAUGGAACCUAUUAUGCUAUUACCGCCGUCUGUUCAUAUUUUGAUCCUCUAGAACCAGAUAAGUUCUUUCAACAAUUGAAAGUUUUAGGUGUAUACUACGAUGGCAGAAUUCGCUGUCGACUUCACGGGGGGUGCUAUAACAUGAGGACCGGCGAACUUGAAGAUUAUCCGGCACUUGACGGCUUGCAGACGUACGAUGUAAGUUAA